AUGGACUUUGGCAGCAGAAACUACUGGCCGGAUGGAACACCGGUGGAGAAACCUACAGAAACAGCGAGCGACAGACAUUUUAUAAAAGAUUUAGUUCCAGGCUCCGCAAAUAAGAUUAUUAUUGGUGUUGUAAUAUCAAAGCUUUCGAUUCACUCAUUUCCAGAUAAAAAAAACCCAGGUUCAACUCGUUACACGCUUGGCUUUACUUUACGAGACACUCCAUUUGAUUAUGUCAACAUCACUUGUUGGGGUAACGCAAUCUUCAUCAACAAUCUAAAUGAAUCUUUCAAGUUAAGUGAUGUUGUUGAAGUCCGCAAUCCACAAGUAUCGACAAAGCAAGGAAAUGAUUACGAGCAACAAUGGAAGCCAUGGACACCGUGUAACAUUCAAUUAAACAUCAGCGAAGCAUAUUCGUCGGUAUCGUUAUACAGCGGUUGGGACAUGACUGACUUAAACACACUUCUUCAUAUACCAGUAAAAGAGUGUGGAGACUAUUGCACCCUUGAUGAUAUAUUGUCAUCUGGUGAGAAUAGUCAUGGUGAUCACAUGAAUAUUUUGGUUGCCAUAAGAAAGGUUUCUCAGCCAAGAGAAAUCACAACAAGAAGAGGAAAACAUGUUCAAAAAUGUGACGUUGUGGUCUUUGAUGAAACAUGCAACUCUUUCUUAAUGACAAUAUGGGACGAAAACACCAUUGAUAUGGCCAUGAGCUGGAUACCUUGUGAAACAGUUUUGUUUUUUUCGGAUCUAAAAAUCAUUUAUGACCAGUACAAGAAGACAAUGGCGUCAGUGUGCAACAAUAGAACAAUAAUCACAAUGAACCCAGAUACCAAGCAAGCUCAUCAGCUGUAUAGUUAUGCGCAAUCGUCAGAUGUACAAGGUGCAAUAUUAUCUGAUACUGGAGACUUCUCUCUCUUUGACUUGGAAGGUAUAACAGAUGUUUACACUAUAGAAAACGUCAAAGAGAACCUGUUCUGCGGACACAUGAGUGAAACACCAAACUUGUAUGAUAACAGCCAAGGCAUUCUGUUUGCUUAUAUCACUAAAUUCAACAUUGAUGAAGAAAUGGAUAACUUCUUGAUCACCAGAUGUGGUCGAUGCAAACGGAGAAUUGAUAACGCAACGAAUGCAUGUGAAAACGAAAUGUGUUCAAAACAGGGAAAUAGUGCUGCACAACUUUCGUAUAAUUUGCUCGUUGAUGUGUCAGAUCACAAUGGUACCAUUAACAACUGCCGCAUUAUGACAUCCGCCUUAGAAAGUAUGCUAGGAUAUCCACCAGAUCAGUUCGAACAACUGCCUUCUGCUGUGGUAACAGAUAUUAAGAUGAAGUACUUGUUAGAAAAGUGCAAGAUUUACUUUAGGAUCUCGAAAAAUGCUCACUCUAACUUUGUUCUCAUCCUUUCCUGUGAUACGGCUGAACCAGAAGAAGCAUACGGGAACAUUAAAUAAAUAAGAGUUAUGUUCAACAAUCUCGGUCGUUUAAUACUUAACUUAUAGGGUUGCUUUGAGUCCUUUAAAUCACAUUUGUUCGUGUGAUUGAAAUUGUUCUUUUUAU
This is a messenger RNA of Xenia sp. Carnegie-2017, 1552 nucleotides long. Its product is annotated as meiosis-specific with OB domain-containing protein-like. NCBI's taxonomy places the organism in Eukaryota, Metazoa, Cnidaria, Anthozoa, Malacalcyonacea, Xeniidae. The transcript is spliced from 13 exons. The coding region runs from base 1 to 1446 and encodes 481 amino acids. Gene Ontology annotation, molecular function: single-stranded DNA 3'-5' DNA exonuclease activity; single-stranded DNA binding. The record is from RefSeq and is a predicted model, not a curated record. Gene Ontology annotation, biological process: resolution of meiotic recombination intermediates.